Molecule: messenger RNA, 3023 nt
Organism: Eptesicus fuscus (big brown bat)
Lineage: Eukaryota; Metazoa; Chordata; Mammalia; Chiroptera; Vespertilionidae
Gene: STEAP3
Product: STEAP3 metalloreductase
Exons: 5
Coding region: 32-1498 (488 amino acids)
Biological process (GO): copper ion import
Cellular component (GO): plasma membrane; endosome
Molecular function (GO): ferric-chelate reductase (NADPH) activity; cupric reductase (NADH) activity
Source: RefSeq, a predicted model, not a curated record
GCUGGGAGCAGCGGGCCGGAGAGCCACCAAUAUGCCAGGAGAGAUGGACAAGCCGCUGAUCAGCCGUCGCCUGGUGGACAGUGAUGGCAGCCUUGCCGAGGCUGCCAGUGGGGCCCCCAAAGUGGGCAUCCUGGGCACUGGGGACUUUGCCCGGUCCCUGGCCACACGCCUGGUGCGCUCUGGUUUCAGCGUGGUGGUGGGAAGCCGCAACCCCAAACGCACGGUUGGGCUGUUCCCCUCGGCAGCACAAGUGGUGUUCCAGGCGGAGGCGGUAGACUCCUCUGAGGUCAUCUUUGUGGCCGUGUUCCGGGAACACUACUCCUCGCUGUGUGGGCUCAGCAGCCAGCUAGCCGGCAAGAUCUUGGUGGACGUAAGCAACCCCGCAGAGCAGGAGCACCUUCAGCACCGUGAGUCCAAUGCCGAGUACCUGGCCGCCCUCUUCCCCACCUGCACAGUGGUCAAGGCCUUCAAUGUCAUCUCCGCCUGGACCCUGCAGGCUGGCCCAAGGGAUGGGAACAGGCAGGUGCCCAUCUGCAGUGACCAGCCAGAAGCCAAGCGCGUCGUCUCAGAGCUGGCGCACGCCAUGGGCUUCAUGCCCGUGGACGUGGGGUCCCUGGCCGCGGCCCGGGAGGUGGAGGCCAGGCCUCUGCACCUCUUCCCAAGCUGGAAGGUGCCUGUCAUCCUGGCCCUGGGGCUCUUCACCUUCUUCUACGCCUACAACUUCGUCCGGGAUGUGCUGCAGCCCUACGUGCAGGAGGGCAAGAGCAAGUUCUACAAGCUCCCCCUGUCCGUGGUCAACACGUCGCUGCCGUGCGUGGCCUACGUGCUGCUGUCGCUGGUCUACCUGCCCGGCGUCCUGGCGGCCGCGCUGCAGCUGUGGCGCGGCACCAAGUACCGCCGCUUCCCCGACUGGCUGGACCACUGGCUGCGGCACCGCAAGCAGAUCGGCCUCCUCAGCUUCUUCUGCGCCGCCCUGCACGCCCUCUACAGCGUCUGUCUGCCGGUGCGCGUCUCCUACCGCUACGACCUCGUCAACCUCGCCGUCAAGCAGGUCUUGACCAACAAGAGUCACCUCUGGGUUGAAGAGAAUGUCUGGCGGAUGGAGAUCUACCUCUCCCUGGGAGUGCUGGCCCUCGGCACGCUGUCCCUGCUGGCCGUCACCUCCCUGCCGUCCAUUGCAAACUCGCUCAACUGGAGGGAGUUCAGCUUUGUUCAGUCCACUCUGGGUUUCGUGGCCUUGGUGCUGAGCACCCUGCACACGCUCACCUACGGCUGGAACCGCGCCUUCGAGGAAAGCCACUACAAGUUCUACCUGCCUCCCACCUUCACGCUCACCCUGCUGGUGCCCUGCGUCGUCAUCCUGGCCAAAGCCCUGUUCCUCCUGCCCUGCUUAAGCCGCAGACUCUCCAAGAUCCGGAGGGGCUGGGAGAAGGACAGCGCCGUCAAGUUCAUGCUGCCCAUGGACCAUGCCCUGGGCCAGAAGACGAGCCACUUGUGAGGACUCGCAGCUGGCUCCGGAAACCAGCCGCGGCAGGACAGCUUUCCUGGUACGGUGUAACUGCACAAAUCGAUGGUUUGAGGCUCGGAUUCCUGGGACGCAAAUGUAUUUAGUAAUAUUCAGAAUGACACACGCGUGUGUGUGAUAUGUAGGUUCAUAUAUAUUUCAUAUGUAUAACAGGGUUUGCAAUUAUACUUCCUAGCUAAAAUAUUCAGGCCCUGAGAUGUCAACCUGCAGAUCUAAAAGCGAGUGCCAGGUGUUAGGAGAACAGCGGCUCCACUGGCGUUUGCAGAGAUGCACACACACUUUCAGCCCAGGAAAGGCCAUGAGGGGCUUGUCCUUGGUGGAGGCGACCCAUUUGUGCCUCGCACCCCUCUUUGCUGCUUUCCCAAGGCGUUUACAGAGCUGGGCUCUAAGGUGGCAGGGCAGACAGGGCUGGGGUGGGGGGAUCCUGGUGUCUGUGCUUUGGGAACCAAUUGAGGGCCUUCCUUUGCCAGGUGGGGAAGGGGAAGGAGGAAGGUUGGGCUGAACGGCUCCCCCUAAUCUGCCCUGAGCUGGGAGAUUUUCCCUCAAAGCCAGGCGUUGCCACUACACUGAGGAUGGAUCCUCCUGUGGGCGUGGGAAGGCACCGCCCUCCUGGCGGCACUAAUCGGCCAUGUCUUGGGAACAAGUGGAAUGUCUUUCCUCCUUUAAGCUGGUGAUGACCGGUCCUUGGACCACGGUGCCUUCUCCCUUUAGAUCAUCAGCUUGAGUGUCUGCAGGGAGCCUGGAGCAGGCCCCGCCACGUCCCUCCGUGCAUGGGGAGGUGACCUAGGCUUGCUCAGCAUGGCAGCCUCUCUCAGGAACCCCCACCCCACCCCCCGCAGGGCUGCAGGGCUGAACUGGCCCUGUGGGAAACACAGGGGUCUCUUCCAAUGCCCUCUGCUGCCCCGGGGCACAGAGCCUGCCUCUGAGCACCCAGAAAGUUCCAAGUUCCUCUUAAAGGAGCGGUACAUUUCAAAACAGCUGGGGCGUUUUUUCCACCAAAGCUACAAACUUGAAAUUUGCUGCCACAAAGCAUAAGAGGCUGGACCACAGCCAGGGCCACAGGACAUGUGCCCUUGAGUCAUAUGCCAUCCCUGCCUGAUUCACCCUGAAACUGUGUUUACUUCCCCUGUGAACACACAGUUCUCCCUGAGCCCGAGCCCCCCUCCCCCCCACCCACCCCCACCCCCGCUCCUGGCAGAGCCAAGGUGUCUGUCAUUUCCACACAAAGCCCCUGAGACACAGGGCGGGAGCUCCUGACGAGACCAGACCUCAGGGAGACGCACUGCGCUCCUCUCCGAGCAGGGAGUGGGGUCACACCUAUGUUGCUUAGGUCUCCUGGGCCAGAGGGCAUCUCAGGAUGGAAGAGUCCAGGUACAAAGGCUGAGCAGGCAGCGCUGCCGGGAGAGGGCGCCCUGCCUCCCCGGGGAGGCUCCGUGACCUCAUGUCUGGAGCUCAUUGGGUCCUUAGUGAAAAGGGGGAAAAAGACAAGUGCAAGACA